AUGAAAGCCGUAUUUUCUUCACUCGCUUUAACAAUGCCUCUGUUUGUUGGCAGUGCCAUUGCCGACACUGGAAACAGUACUUCUCCGCCGAUUGAAGUUAUAGGGAAUAAGUUUUUUUACUCGAACAACGGAUCUCAGUUUUACAUUAAAGGUGUUGCGUAUCAGGCAGACACUGCCAAUACUACGUCAGAUGACUCUUUCGUGGACCCCCUCGCUGACUACGAAACAUGCAGUCGAGACCUCCCUUACCUUCAAAAGCUCAACACCAACACCGUGAGAGUCUAUGCGCUAAACACCACAGCUGACCACACGAAGUGCAUGGAAGCGUUUGCCGAUGCCGGCAUAUAUGUGAUUGCGGAUCUUUCGCAACCUUCGGAGUCCAUUAACCGGGAUUCACCAUCCUGGACCCUGGACCUUUACAAACGUUACACGUCGGUGGUGGAUUCGUUUCACAAUUACACAAAUGUGCUAGGUUUUUUCGCUGGUAACGAAGUCACGAACAACAAAUCCAACGCGAAUGCUUCGCCUUUUGUUAAAGCAGCCAUCAGAGAUGUCAAGGCUUACAUUAAGCAAAAAGGCUACAGAAACAUUCCAGUGGGCUACUCCUCAAACGACGACGAGGACACAAGAGUUCCUUUGGCAGACUAUUUUGCGUGCGGCGAUGACGACGAAAAAGCCGAUUUCUUCGGUAUCAACAUGUAUGAGUGGUGCGGGAAUUCGACCUACAGCACGUCUGGAUACGAAGACAGAACCAAGGAUUUCUCAAAUCUCACAAUCCCAGCCUUUUUCUCUGAGUAUGGUUGCAAUGCAGUCCAACCUAGACAAUUCGAUGAAGUAGGAACGUUGUAUGGUGACGAAAUGACCAAAGUUUGGUCCGGUGGUAUCGUUUACAUGUAUUUCGAAGAGGCAAACAAUUACGGUCUAGUUUCUGUGAGCGGUAGCAGCGUCAAGACUUUGGACGACUACAACAAUUUGAGAGACCAACUUGCUUCUAUUUCUCCUAGUCUAGCCGAAUCACAGUCCUACACACCAACCUCCACGUCUUUAUCUUGCCCAGCAAAUGCUACCAACUGGAGAGCUGCGACUAACUUGCCACCGACUCCUCAGCAAGAUGUCUGUGAUUGUCUUUCCAGCUCUUUGUCUUGCGUCUUGAGCGACAGCGUUGACUCGUCCGACUAUGGUGACCUAUUUGGAACUUUAUGUGGUGAAAUCGACUGCAGUGAUAUUACCGCGGACGGCGAAAGCGGCGACUACGGUGAAUAUUCAUACUGUGACCCAGACGUUAAGCUAUCUUACUUGCUAAACAAGUACUAUGAGGCUCAGAACAAAAACAAAUCAGCGUGCUCCUUUAGCGGAUCUGCAAGCUUGGCUUCUGGGCAGAGCACUGCAUCUUCCUGCAGUGCUGUUUUGGCUUCGGCGACCGCCGGUGGAUCUUCCGGUAGUGCGUCAGGUGGCUCUAAAGCCAGCGGUUCUUCAUCGGCAAGCUCGGCCUCCGGCAGCUCUUCGAGCAGUUCAUCUUCGUCAUCCAAAAAGAACGCUGCCUCGGUUCAAACACCAAUUUCGAGCGGUGGCCUCCUUUUGAUGACUCUGUCGAUUGCGUUUGGCUCUAUUGGCCUUGGUUCUAUCCUCUUCUGA
Molecule: messenger RNA, 1635 nt
Organism: Lachancea mirantina
Lineage: Eukaryota; Fungi; Ascomycota; Saccharomycetes; Saccharomycetales; Saccharomycetaceae
Source: the annotation of a GenBank genome assembly